CCAAACAAAAACCAUACAUGUAAGCCCAUUGAUCUCUUCAUUUCAAUAGAAAUUAUGCAGAUACUUUCUUCUCAUCAUCAAAAAGAAGCAGCAUCGCUGAGCAGAACCCUUUCAACGGGGAAUCAUCGCGACCGUCGAAGCAGCAAUUGUUGUGUGGGAUCGUUGGCCAGGGCUCGGCCGGCUUGUACAUGCUCUAGCCACCCUGGCGCGGUACCGUGUAGACGACACGGGUACGUUGUGCCUGAUGAGAAACCAAAGAAUCAGCAAGCAUAUAAGGAGAUAUUGAGGAGGGCUUUGACACCUACAGUUCGUCAAUUAAGCCUCCGCCGGUGGAAUUUCCGGCCAACGCCUAGUCGACUCUCUAACAUGUCCACGGCUUAAUAUAUAUGUAUGUAUGUAUGUCUCUACCAUGUACAUAUAUAUAUAUUAUAUCAUGAUGUUAUGAUGUUGAUGUACUUCUGGACAUGAGUGUAAAUUAGUCAAUUCCUGUCUA
Molecule: messenger RNA, 493 nt
Organism: Tripterygium wilfordii
Lineage: Eukaryota; Viridiplantae; Streptophyta; Magnoliopsida; Celastrales; Celastraceae
Exons: 1
Coding region: 55-381 (108 amino acids)
Source: RefSeq, a predicted model, not a curated record